This is a messenger RNA of Ricinus communis (castor bean), 3137 nucleotides long. Its product is annotated as protein transport protein SEC23. The record is from RefSeq and is a predicted model, not a curated record. Lineage: Eukaryota; Viridiplantae; Streptophyta; Magnoliopsida; Malpighiales; Euphorbiaceae. Gene Ontology annotation, cellular component: COPII vesicle coat; endoplasmic reticulum exit site. The coding region runs from base 273 to 2621 and encodes 782 amino acids. Gene Ontology annotation, molecular function: zinc ion binding; GTPase activator activity. The transcript is spliced from 12 exons. Gene Ontology annotation, biological process: intracellular protein transport; COPII-coated vesicle cargo loading; endoplasmic reticulum to Golgi vesicle-mediated transport.
CUUUCGAAACUCCCAUAACAACACUACCAACCAUCUCCUCAUCUCUCUCUCUCUUUUUCUCUCUCUUCUCUCUCUCUCUCUCCCCCUGUGUUUCUCUCUCAUUUUCGGUGACCCCUUUCUCCUUCAUUUCUCACUGGGGUCGCCAAUUCCUCCUCCUCCAAAAGGAAAAACGUUUCUUUUUGAAACUCAAUUUUCAAUUUUGUUGGUCUAAAAUUUAGUAAUAAAUUCAGUCCUUAUUGAUACAAUAAUAACGAUAAUCGGAGCGGGGAGCCAUGUCUGAGAUAGCAAACACAGAUCCAGAAGGAAUUGAUGGAGUCCGUAUGUCAUGGAAUGUAUGGCCACGCACCAAAGUUGAAGCAAGUAAGUGCGUGAUCCCACUCGCCGCCUCGAUCUCUCCGAUCCGCCACCACCCUGACAUUCCUACCCUUCCUUACUCUCCUCUCCGUUGUAAAACAUGUUCAUCUAUUCUCAAUUGCUUCGCGCGUGUCGAUUUCACCGCCAAGAUCUGGAUCUGUCCCUUCUGUUUCCAGCGUAACCACUUCCCGCCUCACUAUUCCAUGAUCUCAGAAACCAAUCUCCCUGCCGAGCUCUAUCCUCAAUACACCACCGUGCAGUACACGCUCCCAAACCCUAACAGUAUUAAUAAUAAUAAUAAUAAUCCAGCUCCAGCUGCACCUGCACCUGUUUUUUUGUUCGUGUUGGACAUGUGUAUGAUUGAGGAAGAGUUUGGAUUUGUGAAAUCUGCAAUGAAACGCGCGAUCGGUUUGUUGCCAGAAAACGCGCUGGUUGGGUUUGUGUCUUAUGGGACACAGGCGCAGGUGCAUGAAUUGGGAUUUAAUGAUAUGUCAAAGGUUUAUGUUUUUAGAGGUACUAAAGAGAUUUCCAAAGACCAGAUUAUAGAACAAUUAGGACUUGGUGGUGUUUCGGGUCGGAGAACUGCUGGACCUGUUGGUGUUGGCGGAUAUCCACAAAAAGGAGUGCAAAAUGGGUUUUCUAAUACGGGUGUUACCCGGUUCUUGUUGCCUGCUUCCGAGUGUGAAUAUACCCUUAAUUCUCUUUUGGAUGAGUUGCAAACGGAUCAAUGGCCAGUUGCGCAUGGGACUCGUGCCUCGAGGUGUACAGGAGUGGCAUUGAGUGUGGCUGCUGGAUUGCUUGGUGCUUGCCUGCCUGGGACGGGCGCAAGGAUCAUUGCUUUGGUCGGUGGUCCUUGUACAGAAGGGCCUGGCACGAUUGUUUCGAAAGAUCUAUCAGAUCCAGUGCGUUCCCAUAAGGAUCUUGACAAGGAUGCAGCGCCGUAUUUUAAGAAAGCAGUCAAAUUUUAUGAUAAUCUUGCAAAGCAGCUUGUUAGCCAGGGUCAUGUUUUAGAUCUUUUUGCAUCUGCACUUGAUCAGGUUGGGGUUGCUGAAAUGAAAGUUGCAGUGGAAAGGACUGGUGGUCUUGUUGUUCUAGCUGAAAGUUUUGGGCAUUCUGUAUUUAAGGACUCUUUUAAGCGAAUUUUUGAAGAUGGAGAACAGUCUCUUGGUCUCUGUUUCAAUGGAAUGCUCGAGAUUAAUUGUUCCAAGGAUGUUAAAAUUCAGGGGAUCCUUGGACCCUGCACAUCUAUGGAGAAGAAAGGUCCUAAUGUUGCUGAUACAGUUGUGGGGGAGGGAAAUACUACUGCUUGGAAAAUGUGUGGUCUUGACAAGAGUACUUGUCUCACAGUCUAUUUUGAUCUUUCAUCAAGUGAAAAGUCAAAUGCUCCGGGAGCUAUAAACCCACAGCUAUACAUUCAGUUCCUUACUAGUUAUCAGAACCCAGAAGGUCAUAUAUUGCUUCGGGUUACAACUAUUACUAGAAGAUGGAUAGAUAGUGCUGUUAGCUCAGAGGAAUUAGUACAAGGUUUUGACCAAGAGACUGCUGCUGUAGUAAUGGCAAGAUUGACAUCCCAUAAAAUGGAGAUUGAGGAAGGAUUUGAUGCCACUAGGUGGUUGGACCGGAACCUCAUUCGCCUCUGUUCCAAAUUUGGCGACUAUCGGAAAGAUGAUCCCUCAUCCUUUACAUUGAACCCUUGUUUUUCAUUGUUCCCUCAGUUUAUGUUUAAUCUGCGAAGGUCACAAUUUGUACAGGUCUUUAACAACAGUCCAGAUGAGACAGCUUAUUUCCGCAUGUUGUUGAACCGUGAAAACAUCACCAAUGCUGCUGUCAUGAUUCAACCAUCACUAAUAUCAUAUUCGUUUAACUCACUGCCUCAACCUGCACUGUUGGAUGUGGCUUCUAUUGCCGCAGACCGUAUUCUCUUGCUGGAUUCAUAUUUUAGUGUGGUUAUUUUCCAUGGAAUGACAAUAGCACAGUGGCGUAACAUGGGUUACCAAAAUCAGCCAGAACAUCAGGCAUUUGCACAGUUAUUGCAUGCACCACAAGAUGAUGCACGUUUGAUUAUUCGGGAUCGUUUCCCAGUCCCUAGAUUGGUGGUAUGUGAUCAGCAUGGAUCUCAGGCAAGGUUUCUAUUGGCAAAGUUGAAUCCAUCCGCCACAUACAAUAAUGCCCAUGAAAUGGCAGCGGGUUCGGAUGUGAUAUUCACAGAUGACGUGAGCCUUCAAGUCUUCUUCGAGCAUCUUCAGAGGCUAGCUGUUCAGUCUUAGCAGUAAACUCCUGUUAGUAGGUUUUCUAGUGGCGAGGGGGGAAAUUCCCCCAAAGUGUGAGUUUUGUAUCCUCUCUUUAAUCCUUCAGUUCCAUUCUGUUGUCUUCCUUUCUUUCUAUUGUUCGGAAAAAAGGUAUAGUGGUCAAGCCCCGCAUUGUUUGAAAAUAAGGAGAGAGAGCAGCAAGCACAUGUCAAUUCUUUCAGGGGGCUGGGGAGGCAUUUGCUCCCUUGAAACAAUAAGGGACACAAAGGUUAGUGGAAGGUAGUGUUAAAAAUACGGAAAGAAAGGGUAAUCAGGAAUGGGAGGUAGAGGGAUCCCUGCUGCCCAUAGUGGGGGCUGAGUUGGCAACAACAUAUUUUGACAGAUGAUUUUAAUUAAUCCUUUUUGUAUUCUCAGCUGGGUCAGAUGUGUUUUAUGUAUCGGAAUUAUUAUUUUUAUUAUUUUUUUUUCUUAAGUUAAUACACAGAAUGGGGUCAUGCUUCUUAGGUUUAUAAAAAGUUCAGUCAUUUUGAACUA